GAAGUCCUUAGAAUCUAGAACUUAGAACAGCCUCCUUCCCUCUCUGUUCUACCCUCAUACCCUUGAGCCUUGGAAGCUCCCCAACAUCUCUCCUCUCCCCUUCCCAACUCUCCUCUGUUUCAAUUACCAUCCCAUCUUAACUCACCAUUCCUUGGAAUUACAUCACCUCCCUCUUCAGCAAUCCUUUCAAUUCCUUUUUUUAUAACAGAUGGCAUCCACUUCACUGAGCUCCCCCUGGACCCCGAAGCAGAACAAGAUGUUCGAGACAGCCUUGGCAAAGUACGACCAGGACUCGCCAGACCGCUGGCACAAUGUGGCCCGGGCCGUCGGUGGGAAGUCGGCCGAAGAGGUGAAACGCCACUAUGAGAGGCUCGUUGAGGACGUCAGGCAGAUCGAGUCAGGCCGUGUGCCAUUCCCCAGUUACCGGUCGUCCGGCGGCAGGGGCUGAAGGAUCUAAAGCUCCACUGAAGCGACAAGUAGGAAGCAGUGUCUAUGUUUAUAUCAAGUAGUAUCGAGCAUAACUCUUCUAUGGAGAUGCAGGGAGAUCUCACAGAAGUAAAAUGCACAUGACUUUCAGAAGGAGAUCAGAUAUCACUAAUCUUAUUAAAGCUUCUGUUUCUACUCUUAUGUACCUUCCCUUCAUUCUUCAUCCUAUUGUAAAUCUAUGCCACAAAAUGUCUGUCUAGCCUUCUAGUUAGUGUGCUUAUUGUUUAAUGAAGCUAAGUUUGACAUAUUUCCAUCUAGAGUCCUCUCUAUUCUUCCAAAUGAGAAAUCCUAGGAUAGCCAUGGAGCAGGUCUUGCAAACAAACUUCAGUGUCAUUAGAAGUUAAUGUUAAAAUUAAAAGACCUUAGUAGAGCGAUGCAGCAAUCUGUGGUUAUUCUUUAUUUUGACAUGGCCCAGGGGUUGAAUGCAUCCUUGUGAACUAUGGAUUUCUUUGAAACUAACCAAUUCAAGUAUAGCCAUCACCUGUUUAAGCUACCAAAUUAGGAAUUGGAACCAAGUAGUACUUUAUGCCCACCCCAUUCCUUUCUUCCCUCCAUCUUUUUCUAGAAAGAGUCGCAGUAUCUUAUCUAGUUUUCUCUCCUUCCACCUGAGCCAUCAGUUAUUUCAAAUGGAAUAAAUUCAAUUUUGAGUUGAAUUAUGUAUUGAAAUUCCAGGCAGAUAGAUACCGACACCACCAUGGAUUCCUUCACGUUAGAAAAGGACCACUUAAAAAGAUCAAACCUAUGGUAAUAGAAAGGGAAGGAACCCACAAGACACAAGAUGGCUAAGAUUUUUCAGGGGAAUUUUAUUUCCGCCCCCUCGGGUUGUCUAUCAGUGUAUGUUGGUCCUUACUGGCUGGAUAUGUUAUUUCCAGUCCUUGAUUUUAAUAGCCUGUUUAUCCCCAGUACUUGUUCCGUGCAUAAAGUAGAAACAUAAGGAUUGUAAUCUGUUUCUGCAAGCAAGCUUAACUAUGAAUAAAGAAGUAAACAAAAGAGGGCUCACAAUGCAAGGAUUAUUUAUUAAA
Messenger RNA from Elaeis guineensis (African oil palm), 1508 nucleotides. Its product is annotated as protein RADIALIS-like 3. NCBI's taxonomy places the organism in Eukaryota, Viridiplantae, Streptophyta, Magnoliopsida, Arecales, Arecaceae. The record is from RefSeq and is a predicted model, not a curated record. Gene Ontology annotation, molecular function: DNA-binding transcription factor activity.